Messenger RNA from Candida albicans SC5314, 1125 nucleotides. RefSeq names its product amidase. Gene Ontology annotation, molecular function: protein-N-terminal glutamine amidohydrolase activity; protein-N-terminal asparagine amidohydrolase activity. The coding region runs from base 1 to 1125 and encodes 374 amino acids. Gene Ontology annotation, biological process: protein catabolic process. NCBI's taxonomy places the organism in Eukaryota, Fungi, Ascomycota, Pichiomycetes, Serinales, Debaryomycetaceae. The record is from RefSeq and is a predicted model, not a curated record. The transcript has a single exon.
AUGAAGAUAAGAGUAGCAUUAUUACAAUUGAAUCCAAGAAUCGGAAAGAUUAAUGAAAACAUCUCCAAUGUUUAUAAAUUAUUAUCCUCAUCGACCCAACAACAACCAACACCACCACCACAGACAACAAUUACAACAACAACGACAAAUCAACAAUUGAAUAGCAAAUUUGACCUAAUAGUAUUACCAGAAUUAGCCAUUACAGGAUAUAAUUUCCCCAAUAGUACUGCCAUAAAACCAUAUUUAGAAUCAAUUGAUAAAUUUGGUCCAUCAUUAAAUUUAGGACGUGAAUUAAGUAUUAAAUAUCAGUCCAUUUUGGUUAUAGGGUAUCCGGAAUUUUCUCAUGAUGAUAAUAAAAUUUAUAACAGUUGUGCUGUUUUCAAUCGGUUUGGUCAAUUGAUUUAUAAUUAUCGGAAAAGUUUUCUUUAUGAAACUGAUGAAGUUUGGGGAUGUAAUGAAAAUCCCAUCAAAGGGUUCCCAUCAAUAGAAUUGGAUUUUUCUCCCACCAGCAACAAAAUACGUGAGGAUAUCAAUGUCAAUGAGACCUCCGAAACAACAACACAGCUGAUCAUUACAAAUAUUGGUAUAUGCAUGGAUUUAAAUCCUUAUAAAUUUGAAGCGCCAUUUAAUAAAUUUGAAUUCAGUAUGAGUUCAUAUUCUCAACGAGCAAAAUUAUUGAUUUGUCCAAUGGCAUGGUUAAAUCCCAGUUCACCAUCUAUUCUUGAUAAUGAAGAAUUUGAUAAAUCUGAUAAAUUGGAAUUAGCUCAAGAAUUAGAAUCAGAAUUGAAAGAAAAUUUAGAUUCUGCGGAGGCAAGUUGGUCAACAAUAAAUUAUUGGAUUUUAAGAUUUUUCCCUUAUUUAUCUCAUAAAAAUAGUAUCAUGCCCAAAUGGUUCAACAACAAAACCAGUACUGAAGCCAAUAAUGAUGAAAAAGUGACGGUUUUAUGUUGUAAUCGGGUUGGAGUUGAAGAAGAUGUGGUUUAUGCUGGGAGUAGUUGUAUUUUACAAUUUAAUAAUCAUGGUAAAUACAAUGAUGCUACUGAUUUAACUAAUGAAAGUGUUGAGUUGAUUGGUAAUUUGGAUCAAAUUAAUGAAAGUAUUUUGAUUAAAGAAAUUGAUUUAUAA